Molecule: messenger RNA, 7874 nt
Organism: Dama dama (fallow deer)
Lineage: Eukaryota; Metazoa; Chordata; Mammalia; Artiodactyla; Cervidae
Gene: ITGA9
Product: integrin subunit alpha 9
Exons: 28
Coding region: 26-3133 (1035 amino acids)
Biological process (GO): cell-cell adhesion; cell adhesion mediated by integrin; cell-matrix adhesion
Cellular component (GO): integrin complex; external side of plasma membrane
Molecular function (GO): integrin binding
Source: RefSeq, a predicted model, not a curated record
AGGGGAGGGCGGCGGCCAGCUGGGGAUGGGCGGCUCGGCGGCGCAGAGGGGCGCCGGGGGGCUCCGCGCGCUGCUCCUGGCGUUGGUGGCUGCAGGGACCCCCGCGGGUGCCUACAACCUGGACCCGCAGCGCCCAGUGCGCUUCCAAGGUCCCGCCGGGUCCUUCUUCGGCUACGCGGUGCUGGAGCACUUCCACGACAACACGCGCUGGGUCCUUGUGGGUGCACCAAAGGCGGAUUCCAAGUACAGCACCUCAGUGAGGUCCCCUGGGGCUGUGUUUAAGUGCCGCGUCCACACCAACCCUGACCGGAGAUGCACUGAACUGGACAUGGCUCGAGGGAAGAAUCGGGGCGUGUCCUGUGGAAAGACCUGCCGGGAAGACCGAGAUGAUGAAUGGAUGGGGGUCAGCCUGGCCCGGCAGCCCAAGGCUGAUGGCCGCGUGCUGGCCUGUGCCCACCGCUGGAAGAACAUCUACUAUGAAACAGACCACAUCCUGCCCCACGGCUUCUGUUACAUCAUCCCGUCCAACCUCCAGGCCAAAGGCAGGACGCUGAUCCCUUGCUAUGAAGAGUACAAGAAGAAGUACGGAGAAGAACACGGCUCCUGCCAGGCUGGGAUAGCGGGCUUCUUCACCGAGGAGCUGGUGGUGAUGGGCGCCCCAGGCUCAUUUUAUUGGUCUGGGACAGUCAAAGUGCUGAACCUCACGGACAACACCUAUUUCAAACUGAAUGAUGAAGUGAUCAUGAACAGGAGGUACACCUACCUGGGCUAUGCAGUUACUGCCGGCCACUUUUCUCACGUGUCCUCCACUGAUGUGGUAGGAGGUGCCCCGCAGGAUGAAGGCAUCGGGAAGGUUUAUAUUUUUAGAGCUGACCGAAGAUCAGGCACCUUAAUUAAGAUUUUUCAAGCUUCUGGUAAAAAGAUGGGCUCUUACUUCGGCUCCUCCUUAUGCGCAGUUGACCUGAACACAGACGGCCUCUCCGACCUGUUGGUGGGGGCCCCCAUGUUUUCUGAGAUCAGGGACGAAGGGCAGGUCACCGUCUACAUCAACAAAGGAAACGGAGUCCUGGAGGAGCAGCUGACCCUGAGCGGAGAUGGUGCCUACAACGCACACUUCGGGGAGAGCAUCGCCAGCCUGGGCGACCUGGACGAUGACGGGUUCCCAGAUGUGGCCAUUGGUGCACCCAAGGAGGAUGACUUUUCGGGAGCGGUAUACAUCUAUCACGGUGAUGCCAGGGGAAUGGUCCCUCAAUAUUCCAUGAAGCUGUCGGGGCGGAAGAUAAGUCCAGUCCUGCGGAUGUUUGGUCAGUCCAUAUCGGGAGGCAUUGACAUGGAUGGAAAUAGCUAUCCUGAUGUAACUGUUGGAGCCUUCAUGUCAGACAGUGUGGUUCUCCUAAGGGCGAGACCCGUCAUCACAGUGGAUGUCUCCAUCUUCCUCCCCGCCUCCAUCAACAUCACGGCGCCUCAGUGUCAUGACGGCCAGCAGCCUGUGAACUGCCUGAACGUCACUGCCUGCUUUAGCUUCCACGGCAAACAUGUUCCGGGAGAAAUAGGCCUGAAUUAUGUUCUGACGGCUGAUGUGGCCAAAAAAGAGAAGAGCCAGUUGCCCAGGGUCUACUUCGUGUUGCUGGGAGAGUCCGUGGGUCAGGUUUCGGAGAAGCUGCGGCUGGUCCACUUGGAGGAGACGUGUCAUCACUAUGUGGCCCACGUGAAGCGGAGAGUACAGGACGUCAUCAGCCCCAUCGUGUUCGAGGCCGCCUACAGCCUGGGCGAGCAUGUGACGGGAGAGGAGGAGAAGGAGCUGCCAGCCCUCACCCCCGUGCUCCGCUGGAAAAAGGGACAAAAGAUUGCCCAGAAGAAUCAGACCGUGUUUGAAAGGAAUUGCCGAUCCGAGGACUGUGCCGCCGACCUGCAGCUGCAGGGUCAGCUGUUACUCUCCAGCGUUGAUGAGAAAACCCCGUAUCUAGCUCUGGGGGCUGUGAAGAAUAUCUCCCUAAAUAUCUCCAUCUCUAACCUUGGGGAUGAUGCCUAUGAUGCCAACGUGUCAUUCAACGUUUCUCGGGAGCUCUUCUUCAUCAACAUGUGGCAGAAGGAGGAAAUGGGCAUUUCCUGUGAACUGCUAGAAUUGGACUUCCUCAAAUGCAGUGUGGGAUUUCCUUUCAUGAGGUCAAAGUCAAAGUAUGAAUUCAGCGUGAUCUUUGAUACAAGCCACCUGUCUGGGGAAGAGGAAGUUCUUAGCUUCAUCGUUACUGCUCAGAGCGGCAACGUGGAGCGCUCAGAGUCCCUUCACAACAACGUCCUCACACUGACGGUGCCGCUGAUGCACGAGGUGGACACGUCCAUCACAGGAAUCAUGUCUCCAACCUCCUUUGUGUAUGGCGAGUCUGUGGACGCAUCCAACUUCAUUCAGCUGGAUGACCUGGAGUGUCAUUUCCAACCCCUCAACGUCACCCUUCAGGUCUAUAACACUGGGCCAAGCACCCUUCCUGGGUCAUCUGUCAGCAUCUCCUUCCCCAAUCGACUGUCACCUGGUGGAGCAGAGAUGUUUCACGUGCAGGAGAUGGUGGUGGGCCAAGAGAAGGGAAACUGUUCUUUGCAGAAAAACCCAACCCCCUGCAUCAUCCCUCAAGAACAAGAAAAUAUCUUCCAUACAAUAUUUGCAUUUUUCACAAAGUCGGGAAGAAAAGUCUUGGACUGUGAAAAAACAGGAAUUUCUUGCCUAACAAUGCACUGUAACCUUAGUGCACUCGCUAAAGAAGAAAGUCGUACUAUAGACAUUUAUAUGCUGCUGAACACAGAAAUUCUGAAGAAGGACAGUUCAUCUGUCAUCCAGUUCAUGACCCACGCCAAGGUGAAGGUGGACCCUUCCCUGAGAGUGGUGGAGGUCGCCAGUGGGAACCCGGAGGAGAUGACGGUGGUCUUCGAGGCGUUGCACAAUCUGGAGCCACGAGGCUACGUCGUGGGCUGGAUCAUUGCCAUCAGCUUGCUGGUGGGGAUCCUCAUCUUCCUGCUGCUGGCCGUGCUGCUCUGGAAGAUGGGCUUCUUUCGCAGAAGGUACAAAGAAAUUAUUGAAGCUGAGAAGAACCGGAAAGAGAAUGAAGACAGUUGGGACUGGGUCCAGAAAAACCAGUGACCCGCUACCCCACCCCGUGACGUGGCCCAAUCGUUCGCCUGUCGUCCCGAUCUUUGUAUCUUCCAUAUUUGGAAGAAAGAAUCUUCUCCAGAUUUUUCGGAGGCCCCACGAUGCUGUUCUUGUCCUCAUUCUCUCAAGCCCAGCUGGCAACCUGCGGCAGCCACUUUGGCCAGGUUGCCUGACUGGAACCAACACCAUCUCCUUUUCCAGUUGAACUCCGAACUUUGGAAAGCUGGCUGCAGAGCUGGGGGAUAUUUAUGGAUGCAACAAGUGUGGUCAACCCUCAGGGGAAAACUGUUAACCUAAAAGUAUUUUUAUAAAUAUAAGCCUUUUAUACUGAUUAUGUCUUUAUAUUUGUAUCGAUGUUUUAUUAUUUCUAUUAAAUGAUUAUAUAGUUCACUCAAGCACUGAUAUCUGGCCUGAAAUCUUGGAAAUACAUGUACAUUCAUACAAAUGUUAAAGGAAAAAGAUCUUGUUGUACUUUGGAAUGGAGCUUGCUGUUAAAAAAAGGACUUGCAGAUGAAAUCAUCUGAAGAAACCUCGUGUGAUGAAUCCAUCAAGCAGGUGGUGCUAUAUAUCAACUGCAGUUGGGGUUGACCGCGAAGACAUUUCACGUCUUUGUUGCCUGGAGUCAAGUGUGAAGUAAUGUGCUAAGGAACCAAGAGUGUUUUUUCAUCUGUACCUUUCAUUGGAAGAGUCCCAACAGGAAUUUGGAUGGAAAAACCUGAUUCCUGAGGCCUGUUCUCCAUCACCUUAUAGAGCAGGCAUUUCACCCUCCUUUCACUUGGAUUAAGACAUGAAAGAUUGGAGCAGUGCCAGUUGGUUAUCUGGUAAACCUCAGAAUGGCAUCUCAUCCUGGACAAAGUGCAUCAGAGUCCACAUACCACCAGGACUAAAUCAGUGGCCGUCAAGCAGAGACUUGUGUCUGAAUGCUGUGAUGUGUUGCCUUUUCACGGUAAUUUGAAUCAGAGGUCUCCGUCGUCCCCAGCACUCUUGCUGUCCCAGCUAAUGGUAAUUGCAGAGUCCUUCCCAGAGAUGACCAUUCAACCUGUCUUUUUUUAAAAAAUUGCAUCUUAGGUGGGAUUCUUAAGAAGUGGACCCUGAGACGAGGAUUUUCACACAGUAACUUAGGAAGGAAGUUUCCCCAGGGCACGCCAGUAAAGACACGAGGGAAGCAGGACAGGAAAGGGCAGGAAGCCACGUAAGGAAGUCAUUUCAGGGCACAUCCUGUGCAGGGGGGCUUCAGCCUAACCCUGCAGCAGGGGCUCUGGAGGGUAACUUAUGCCUCAGAGUUGUACCAACCCGCGGCAAGGGAGCUGAGCUUUCAGAGUCUUGCACCCAGGGGAUGUGUAAACAUUUUUUCACUUCAUGCUGACAAAAGACCCCCAUAGCUCAGGAACAGUCCUCAAAAAGAGAGCCGCACCCCAACCUGGGAGGCACACAGAAAUGAUGUAAAGGGCUGUGGGCAUAGCACUGAUGUCAUCACCUAUCCCCUGCAGGGCUGAAGGCCGAGUUAUGGCCUUCACUGUGCAGGCUGUCUGCCUGACAGUGUUUAUUACCAGAGUGUUUAUUUCACAGUGCUGUCCAGGUUUGAGUGUGGUGUGGUUCCCUGAAAGGGCAAGGAGAGGGUGGAGGUAGCAUGUUGAGCACUGCACCUGGCCUGUGGUGAACACUCAGUAACGGUGAGCAGCCCUGGCUGCUGUUGCCACUGCUGGAAAACCAUCUGAUAUGAAGGAAAAGGUGUCUAAGAACAGGGUCUGACAGAGUCCUCGGUGACUUAUCACAGCCUGCUCAAGCCGCAGGUACAAACAAAUGGCAUCAGACGCGAAUGAAACAAGAAACAAGACCAGGCAUCUCUGACCUAGGGCCUUGUUGACUGGAGGCUAACAUGUAAGGGGCCUGUGAGUGUUGUUGAAAAGACACAGAACUCAACUGCAGGGGAGACAGGUUUUUCUAUACACAUACUUGGCCAGUCCUUGCAAAGAUACCUAAAGUUUUGGCAAAAUGAGAGUGCUGGGCGGUUGUGAACCUGGCAUGGAGCACGCACGUGUUUGUUUUUUAUGCCCUUGACUCUGAUACAGGAAGAUACGGAAUGCAUCAUGCUUCCCUUCCCAGUGACCAUGGGAGUAGACAGAAGCCAGAGGGCCAAAGGCAUGAACUAGGCUGGUCUUAGAAGGAAGUUAAAGAUACAGCCUCUCACUGAGGGGUGGAGGCCCUGAGGUAACAACAGGCAGAUGCAGGCAAAGAAACCAGUUCUCACUGAGAGUUCACCUAGGACAGAUAUGUGUGGACCCCAGCUGUGCCUGAGGCACUGUGCUGAGUGCUGGGGGCUCCCCUGGGAAUACCAUCGCACACUUUGCCCCAGGGGAGACAGAUCUUCCCACAGUAGAGCAUAGAGCAUGGAGUCCUUUACAAAACCUCAUUUGCAGCUCUCCUUGGACAGACUCUUGCUUGUUUCGUGGUGUCCUUUAAUAAAUCAUUUAGGACUUCCCUGGUGGCUCAGCUGGUAAAGAAUCUGCCUGCAAUGCAGGAGACCCUGGUUUAAUUCCUGGUUCGGGAAGAUCCACUGGAGAAGGGAUAGGCUACCCACUCCAGUAUUCUUGGGCUUUCCCGGUAGUUCAGUGGGUAAAAUAUCUGCCUACAAUGUGGGAGACUUGGGUUUGAUCCCUGGGUUGGGAAGAUCUCCUGGAGAAGGAAAUGCCUACCCCUCCAGUAUUCUGGCCUGGAGAAUUCCAUGGACUAUAUAGUCCAUGGGGUUGCAAAGAGUCAGAUAUGACUGAACGACUUUCACUUUCACCUUUUGGAAUUCUCAGGUGGUAGACCUGGGACAACUCCAUCCGUGACUUUGACUAAAUGCAUUAAUGGGCACUCACAGCCUCCUGCAAGGGGUGCAGACGCAUUGGUGAGAGUGUAGCAGGAUAACUGGCAGGCCCACAGUUCUGCAGCCUCAGUGGGGGAAGGGCAGACUCCAUAACCAGUGUCAGAGCUAGGAUCCAUGUGCUUCUGAGUGGUAGACACUCAGGAGUGAGCACAUACCCCAGAAGUUACUAAGACUAAAUAGGGCAGUCUUUAAGAAAAUCAUGCUUGGCAUCUGCUGGAGGAAAUGCAGGCAGCCAGUCUGGGGCAGGGGGUACCUCUACUUAUCUCCUGAUGCUGAGUAACAGGCAGGCUGCAGGGAGUGGAGAGUUGACCAGUUAGCACAGACAUAGAGAGGGAAGUUGAGCAGGUCAGCAGCACUCUCGGCUUGGCCAGUUCACCAGCUCCAUCCAGUUCAUAAGCUAUCAGUAAGCUCUUGAGGGAAGCAGACAGAAUGGGUUGGUGUGUCUUUGUUCCUUCUCCAGAAGGUUCUUUUAAGAUUCCACAGCGCCUUCCAAUUUCUAUCUUUCCUGCCUCUGUGGGUUCACUGUGGAAUGCUAUCUGGUAUUCUCUUGCAUAGCAUUUUCAGCUUCAGCUUUUGACUGUGUAUUCACAGUCAUCAGCUCUCUCAAGGAUUGAGACGCUUUUUAAACAUGAAAAAAGGACCUUUGUAGAAAUUGAGAGAAUGCCUCCUUGUCAAGAAUGAUUCACUUAUGCUCAGUUUACAUGGACUAAGGAAUUUGGAACACCCCCUAAGUGAGCCCUGAACCCAUCACAAAGUGUCCAUGAGGUUCAGGAAUGAAGGCUCACUGGAAGGAGCGAAUGGGUCCGGUGGUUUUAUGGUGACUGACAGGCAUGUGUCCAGAAUCACUUGCUACUGAGGUCACUGAGGCAUUGUCAGUCAAUUCUUCAGAAAAAUGACAUCAGCAUCACCAAGCCAUCAGCAUUCUGAAGUUGGUUAAGCUUUGUAGAAAAUCCAGUAGAAAGUUCUCCUUUACCAAGUCAUACGUAGCCUUUAGCCCUGGAGCCAGAGGCAAGGAGAUUCCAAACAAAACCAGCAGGCCUCCUAGAAACUUCUGGAACGUGUUUUCAUUGUGAACAUGUAGCAAAUCCCUUAGGUGGUUGAGAUGGGUGCUGAUACACAAACUGUGGAACCAUAGCAAAGUCAUUUUUAGAAAGCUUACUCUACUUUUAUUUUUGGAUAAGUCAUCAUGGCAGGGGAGUGCCGUUGUGCAUGGGUUACAUGUAAACCUACAUCUGUUGAAACCUACACCUGAUUCAGACUUCCUGAAGUGUAGAGGCAGAAUAAAGGAUUGGCAUUUGGGGGAAAUGGCCCUUUAGCAAAUUAAAGGCAGAAAACCACUGUCCCUUAGAAAUGUUCCAAGUAUGCAGGGUUUUAGUCCAUGAUUUGUUUCUCCACACCAGAGAAUAUGUUUUGAAGCAAAGAAUGGCUGAAGGGUUAGGAUACAGUGGCAGUAGGGUCAGAAUGAAUCUUCUAGAAUGUCUUCUGAUUUUCAGCAUGUGAGGGGGAUAAUGACCAAAUAUCCUAUGUGAUGCAAUGCUUUGUAGCACAAUGAUCUAGGGUUCAGCCUGUGUUAAGGUGUUUAUUUUUUUUUUUUUCAAAUUCUAAUGUGUGACUGGCAGAGUGAGUUUAAAAGCUUUAAGAGUGAUUAAUUGCAUGGCAGGCACCCACGCUAGUUCACUUCUAGACUUGACUGAUGCAUCCAUGUUUCUGUUGAGGAAUUUUUGUGGGAGGAAUGUUCCUCUUCACAAAGUCACAUGUAUUCAAGUAUAUGCAGUCACUUCUAAUUCACUUGCACUGUUUGGGAAAUGCAGGUUUACAAAAAUACAUGUUUGGAAUAAAAAAAAACAUGGCUGCAAAUGA